UAGGUCUAAUUAUUUUAGAUUUCGAAAAAAUAACAAUUAGCUUUUUAAGCUUUACAUGAUGCCAUUACAUAACUAAAACAGAUGAAUUGAGACACUAUGUCUGGUUCCUACUCCCAGACGAGAUUAGUCGUCAAACUUUCCCUUCAAUGAUUUUAAUAUUUGUUGGUUUAACUAAGUAAUAUUUGUCUGAUUCGACACGUCCAUGAUAAAUUCAUUAAUUACUCAGGGAUGGAAAUUGGAAGCCAUACAGAAAUGUGAGAUAAUGGUGUACACGAAAAUUUUCUUGAAGUUUCCAUAUCAGUUCUGGCCAACUGGACCCGGAAAGGAAUUCUUCAUCUAUGCUCACGAUCGGAGAGGCUACUACACAUUUUGGCAGCAAAUGGAGAACACAUACCCUGGAUCUAAUAUCUUGUCCGUCACAUUGACAAAUGGGGAAUCUAAUCGUGUGGAAGCUCAAGCCGAUGAAGACACCUUGAGAGAAGCUAUGGAGGUGCUCAGGGAAAUGUUUGGACCCAAUAUUCCUGAUGCCAUUGAUAUACUGGUUCCUCGAUGGUGGAAUAACAGGUUCCAACGUGGCAGCUACAGCAACCAUCCCAUCAUCUCUAAUACCCAACUAGUUCAUGAUAUUAAGGCUCCAGUAGGUCGCAUUUUCUUUACUGGAGAACACACGAGUGACAGAUUUAGUGGCUACGUGCAUGGUGCAUACCUCGCAGGUAUUGAUUCUAGCAAAGAGCUACUGGAAGAAAUGAGAAAGAGACAAACUCCAUUAUUUUAAGCCCCUGCUAGUAUUGACCGAAUGCAAUAUUCCCAGACAAUUAUAUCCCAGGGGCAAGCUUCGGAUAGCAGAAGCCAAAUUAUGAUUACAUCGACCUGCAGAAAAUCCCUUUCAUUAGACGAAGAUGAAUGAAGCGUGAAUAAUGAGAAUCAUCAUGACCUGGAGGUGGGUCUGG
Messenger RNA from Vigna umbellata (rice bean), 950 nucleotides. NCBI's taxonomy places the organism in Eukaryota, Viridiplantae, Streptophyta, Magnoliopsida, Fabales, Fabaceae. The record is from RefSeq and is a predicted model, not a curated record.